CUCCUUUGUUUUUUAUUUGCUUUACUUAUUAUAAAUAUGGCAUCGUCAUCAUUGGCCUGGACCUACGUGUGGAUGUUUUUCGACAAGUCGCGAGAGUGGACUAUGUUCUUAUCGUUCGCAGCGGCUAUAUACUAUCACAACGCACUGGUUGCGCAUUUGAAUAUUGGAGCCGUUUUGUGCGCAGUAUUGGCAAAAGGUCUCAAGCUGAUCAUUCGUCAAGACCGACCAGUCGACGCCAAAACGAAGAAAACCUCCUUUGGAAUGCCAUCCACCCACUCGGCGUCGGCUAUGUACUUUGGCACAUACUUGACAUAUCUAUUAAUCGGUGAUAAAAUCAACCAGCCAUUUACUGCAGUGCCUUUGGCAAAUGCCCUGGCGGCUUCAGCAGCACUACUGAUUUUUUUAAACGGAUACCAUUCAAUAGCACAGGUCCUUGCUGGCAGUUUUCUUGGUGUAGCAUUCGCCACAACCUGGCUGAACAAUCGGGUUUAUGUUGCACCAUAUAUCGAGAUGCUACUCGUAGUACUGAAUCUGCAGUAGUGGCUUGUUUUUCCUUGACAAAUAAAUAUGAAUAGA
Molecule: messenger RNA, 576 nt
Organism: Kickxella alabastrina
Lineage: Eukaryota; Fungi; Kickxellomycota; Kickxellomycetes; Kickxellales; Kickxellaceae
Exons: 3
Coding region: 37-540 (167 amino acids)
Molecular function (GO): sphingosine-1-phosphate phosphatase activity
Source: RefSeq, a predicted model, not a curated record